AUGGGUGCAUCUUGUUGCGGACCCAAGUCUGAGCAUGUUAGUGCCAGCUUGGAUGAACACGGCCAUGUAGCUGAACUCUCUGAUCAUCAACACCAUGGCAGCCAUGGCCAUCAUGAUGCUCACGAAGAGAAUACCACGGAUCACCAUGAGCAUGGGGGCUGUUGCGAUGAUCAUUCCGACGCCUCUAGCAUUACUUCUCAGGCCUCGACAUGCUGUGGCAGCGAGGAGCACUGCAGUGAAAGGUGCAUCUAUGCCAUUGCUGCCCUGCAGUGCAAGAAAGCCUGUGACGAAGAUCCAAAACAUCAAGGAUCCCACGAUCUACCUCACGGGCACGAACUCGGCCAACACGAGGAUGACGCAGCCUGCGGUACCCAUCUAGCGGCUGCAUUCGACCAGUAUAGCAGUUACCUCGAACAAAUUCGUUGCAUCUGCCGAAGCGCAAUCGAACAAGGAAUGACGUCCCUUGAAACCUGCUGUAUGACCACCCGAUCGAACACAAAUAAACACAAGCAUAAACACGGAAGCAAGAGAGAGAAGAAGAGCACCCUCCCUAUCAUCCCAACUUUCAAACCUUCAGGUUCUGAGAGUAAAGAAGUUGACGUCGAGCGCGGAGUAAAUCUCGAGACUAUAGGCUUCUUGGUCAGCGGCAUGGAUUGCACCUCGUGUGCAGACAAAUUGUUGCGAAUCUUUCGGAGCAUGCCUGGAGUUUCCAAUGCCCAGGUCAAUUUUGUCAUGGGAAAAGGAGAAUUCGAUGUCGAUUGCUCUUUGACUAAUGGGGAAGAAGUCAUCAACUUCGUGUCUGGCGCAACUGGAUUCAUGCUUAGCAAAAUCGUUGGCGGGAAUUUCUUCGUCGAUGUCUUGGCUACGAUGGAACAGAGCAGACAACUUGUUGCUAACCCACCACUGGGUGUAGUCGAUGUACAGUGGCUCGACAAGAAGACAGUUCGCCUGUCCUACGAGCCAACAACUAUUGGUGCUCGAGACCUGAUGGAACAGGUACAAGAUAGGUGCAAUGGUCUGGCCGAACCUCGUGGCGACCCUCAACUUGAGAGCAGUCGCCGCCGUCUCUGGGACCAACUUACAAAGACCCUUCUGGCGGCUGCUCUCACUAUCCCAGUCGCAGUCGUAUCAUGGAGUGAAGGCCUCGUGAACAAGAAGACCGAGGGCAUCAUUUCGUUGAUACUUGGUACGCUUGUCCAAGCCAUCGCUAUUCCCGAAUUCUAUCGCCCAGCACUCUCUGCCCUGUGGUACAGUAGAACAAUCGAAAUGGACAUGCUUGUUGUCAUCAGUAUAACGGCUGCUUAUGUCUACUCUGUCGUUGCGUUUAGCUUUGAGAUGGCGGGAAGCCCCCUCGAUGAAGGCCAAUUCUUCGAGACCAGCACCAUGCUCAUCACCCUGAUCCUCCUUGGCCGACUUUUAGCUGCCUUUGCACGAGUGCAAGCUGUUUCUGCUGUAUCGCUUCGAUCAAAGCAGAACAACAUAGCUGUGCUUGUCGAGAGGGAAAGCGACCGCGAGAUCGACGCUCGGCUUCUUCAAUACGGCGAUGUUUUCAAAGUCUUGCCUCAUUGCCGAGUGCCUACUGAUGGUAUUGUCAUGUCGGGCAAAACCGAAGUGGAUGAGUCAAUGUUGACAGGGGAAACGCUACCCAUUGUGAAGCAAAAGGGUAGUAGCCUUAUCGCCGGCACUGUCAAUGGUGACGGUACUGUUGUUGUUCAGCUGACACGCCUUCCUGGCAAGAACACAGUCACCGACAUUGCUCAGCUCGUGGAGGAAGCCGCGAACUCGAAACCAGAGAUUCAAGAUCUGGCUAACAAGGUUGCUGGUUGGUUUGUACCUGCCAUGGGUACCGUCGCUAUUCUUGUUCUUGUGAUCUGGAUUGUAUGCGGGAUUGAAAUCCUUAAUUACAGCGGUGGUACGAGUGUUGGCAAUGCCAUCACGUAUACCGUGGCCACUCUUGCAGUCGCUUGUCCUUGCGCUCUUGGUCUUGCUGUGCCUAUGGUUCUUGUUGUUGCUGGUGGCAUAGCCGCUCGAGGUGGUGUUAUCAUCAAGUCUGCCGAUGUCACAGAAGGAGCGCGCAAGACUACUGAUGUUGUCUUUGAUAAGACUGGCACAAUCACCGAGGCUGAACUUGUAGUGAACGAGAGGCUGAAUCUGAAUGGGGACUUAUCAGAUAACCUUGCUUUAGCAAAGGCUCUGGUUUCUGGAGGUAAACAUCCCGUUUCUGCCGCCGUCGACAAUUAUCUGGGGCUACAGAGCGUCAAGGGUAUGUCAGAGGUUCUCAACAUUCAUGUUGUUCCUGGCGCUGGAGUUGAGGCCGAAUACCUGGAUUCGACUGUCAGAGCUGGCAACUCUCGAUGGACUCAAGCUGGCCAACUGGAAGAUGUGUCACGACUCGAACAUAGUGGUCUCACUACACUUGCCAUUACACGAGAUGGUGUUCCACUCAUUGUCUUCGGUCUUUCGGCUCAAAUCCGCCCAGAAGCAGCACGCGUCAUCUCUGAGCUCAAGACUCGGAAUAUCAACGUUCAUCUUGUUUCAGGUGACCAGAUCAAAGCUGUUCAGGCUGUUGCAGCCUCUGUUGGCAUCCUAGCGGACAAGGUUGUUGGCGAGCGCACCCCGCCAGAGAAGAGAGAUUAUGUCGCUUCUCUGAUGGGCCAGGGAAAGCGAGUCCUCUUCUGUGGCGACGGAACCAAUGACGCCAUCGCCAUUGCCCAAGCCGAUUUCGGUGUUCAGAUGGGCGGGGGUUUAACCAGCAGCGACGUGACUCAAGAUGCGGCAGCUGUCGUCCUUUUGAACGGUCUAGAAGGUAUCCCAUUCCUCCUCGACAUCAGUAAAGUCUCGUUCCAACGCAUGUACUUCAACUUCGUUUGGUCUGCUGUCUACAAUCUAUUGGCAAUAACAAUGGCAAGUGGUGCUUGGGUUGAAUUUCGGAUUCCUCCUCGAUAUGCUGGUUUGGGAGAGAUGAAACGUUCAACUAUUAUCAUAUUCGAGUCAGGAAGAUUCUUUCUAGAACAGGGAAAGGAAAUGAUCUCUGUUAUUUGGAUGCUGAUGAAACGUUCGGAGAAUGAACAACAGCUUGCUCCUGUAGACGGAGGAAUCGCGGCCUGGCGACUACUUGGUGCAGCUUUCGUAUUUGAGACGCUACUAUGGGGGUUUCCAUUGUCCUUCGGUGUUUUUCAAGACUACUAUUCCAGAGUCCCAGCUUUCGCUAGCAACCCUUACAUCGGUGUCGUCGGUACAAUAGCAUCUGGCCUUGGUUACAUAGGCGCUCCAUUUAUCAUGCCAUUCAUCCAGCGGCAUCAGCGUUGGCGACGGCAGAUGAUAUGGGUCGGUUUAGCAGGUUCUUUUGCCAAUACGCUCGAGACCCUGAUUCUUACGCAAGGUGUCGCUUAUGGCGUUGGGUUUCUAAUACUCUACUAUCCCAUACUAAUCAUGGUGAACGAGUACUGGAUAGCUCGCCGGGGCAUGGCUUACGGCUUACUCUGCGGCGCGUCUGGGUUUUCUGGUGCCAUUAUGCCCUUUAUCAUACAAACUCUCCUCGCAAAGUAUGGAUAUCAGACAACUCUCCGCGCCGUAGCUGUUGGCUUGGCUGUUAUGACUGGUCCUCUGAUUCCCUUCCUAGACGGUCGCUUACCGCCUUCUGAGCACGUCAACACGCCCAAGACCAAUUGGUCAUUUUUCAGGAGUCCUCUCUUUUGGCUGUAUUCCGUGUCGAAUUUGUUUCAAGGCUUUGGUUACUUCUUUCCCGCACUGUACCUCCCGUCUUUCGCAACUUCACUCGAUCUCGGCGAGAAGUCUGGUCCUGUCCUUCUCGCCAUCAUGAGUAUAUCUCAGGUUGUAGGGCAAUUUGUGUUCGGCUACCUCUCAGACCGCAAGCUUCCACUUGACAUCCUGGCUUGCACCUCCACUCUUGUGGCUGCCUUGGCCACUCUCACCGCGUGGAGGCUCGCAGACUCUUUUCCCAUCCUGGUUGGUUUUACAAUUCUUUAUGGUUUCUUUGGUGCUGGAUUCACUGCCACCUGGGCAAGGAUGAGCACCACAAUCACCGAUGACGUGACGGCGGGUCCGAUUGUCUUUGGUCUACUCAACUUUGGCAAAGGUAUUGGCAAUGUCCUCGCAGGCCCGAUCGGGGGUCUCCUGGUUUAUAAUAGCAGUGCGCCGCAGCACUCCACUGCUGCGACUUUGACCCGGUCAUCGUAUCAUUGGGUCAUUGUCUUUACUGGAGUUUGCAUGUUUGCAAGCACUUGCACCAUCUUCCUGCGAUAUCCGACACGAGUUCUCAAGAUUCUGCGUACUGUGACCCUGCGAGAGCCAAGACACGGACGCAGUUAUCCUUUCCAUGAGUGA
Molecule: messenger RNA, 4347 nt
Organism: Fusarium pseudograminearum CS3096
Lineage: Eukaryota; Fungi; Ascomycota; Sordariomycetes; Hypocreales; Nectriaceae
Exons: 7
Coding region: 1-4347 (1448 amino acids)
Biological process (GO): transmembrane transport; monoatomic cation transport
Cellular component (GO): membrane
Molecular function (GO): metal ion binding; ATP hydrolysis activity; ATPase-coupled monoatomic cation transmembrane transporter activity
Source: RefSeq, a predicted model, not a curated record